AGGCAGUGGGGGAGGGGCGCAAUGGAGGAGCCGACCUUGGCCUACCGGCUCGGGGAAAAGAGCGGUUCCCGGAGCCACUGCGGUGGGCUUGGGGCUGCAUCGUGCGAUGCGCCGGGCCCCCACGCACAGGCCAACGUGUUUCUGCUGCAGCGGCCGGCUAGGCCCGCUCUCCUGCCUCCUGGCGCUCUAACCGUUCUACCCACAGGUCUCUGCGGCUCGCCAUGUCCCUCAGCCUCUUCCGGCGCCUCCUCCUGGCAGUCCUGCUACUGGUGACCAUCUGGACCCUCUUUGGGCCCUCAGGCUUCGGGGAGGAGCUGCUGAGCCUAUCCCUGGCGUCCCUGCUGCCAGCCCCAGCCUCACCAGGGCCGCCCCUGGCCCUGCCGCGCCUCUUGAUUUCCAACCCCCAGGCCUGCCGUGGCCCCGGACCUCCUCCCUUCCUGCUCAUCCUGGUGUGUACAGCUCCGGAGCACCUGAACCAGAGGAACGCCAUUCGGGGGUCUUGGGGCGCCAUCCGUGAGGCCCGGGGUUUCAGGGUGCAGACGCUCUUCCUCCUGGGAGAACCUGUAGGACAGCACCUCCCCGACCUAGCCUCGGAGUCAGCAGCGCAGGAGGACAUCUUGCAGGCCUCCUUUCAGGAUUCCUACCGCAACCUCACCCUCAAGACCCUCAGCGGGCUGAACUGGGUGAAUAAAUAUUGUCCUAUGGCCCGCUACAUUCUCAAGACGGACGACGACGUGUAUGUCAAUGUCCCAGAGCUGGUGUCAGAGCUGAUCCAGAGAGGGGGCCCUUCAGAGCCAUGGCAGAAGGGCCAGGAGCCACAGGAAGAGACCACAGCUGUCCACGAAGAGCACAAAGGGCAGACAGUCCCACUUCUGUAUCUAGGCCGACUGCACUGGAGGGUGAACCCCAGUCGGACACCAGGGUCCCGGCACUAUGUGUCAGAAGAGCUGUGGCCAGAAACCUGGGGUCCUUUCCCGCCUUACGCCUCGGGCACAGGGUAUGUGCUGUCCGUCUCUGCUGUGCAGCUCAUUCUGAGGGUGGCCAGCCAGGUGCCGCCUCUACCUCUAGAGGACGUCUUUGUGGGAGUGAGUGCAAGGCGAGGGGGCCUUGCCCCCACACACUGCGUCAAGCUGGCUGGUGCCACCCACUACCCCCUGGACAGGUGCUGUUACGGGAAAUUCCUGCUAACAUCCCACAAGGUGGAUCCCUGGAAAAUGCAGGAAGCCUGGAGGCUGGUGAGCGGACUGGAUGGGCAAAGGACUGAGCCCUUGUGUUCCUGGCUCCAGGGACUCCUGGGUGUCUUGAGGUGCCGGUUCAUAGCCUGGCUCAGCAGCAGCUGAGAGCCAGGGGCCACAGAAAAGAGCAUCUCAGGGACCUGUGCCCCACAAUCAGUGUGCACAGGCUGCAGCUCCCUCUCUGUGGUGAUCUGUCUCCUCACAGCAGACUCUAAAGCCACCCCAGGCAAGGAGAGAUAGGAGACUUGGGGGGAGAGAUAGGAGACU
Molecule: messenger RNA, 1502 nt
Organism: Peromyscus eremicus (cactus mouse)
Lineage: Eukaryota; Metazoa; Chordata; Mammalia; Rodentia; Cricetidae
Gene: B3galt4
Product: beta-1,3-galactosyltransferase 4
Exons: 1
Coding region: 222-1340 (372 amino acids)
Cellular component (GO): membrane
Molecular function (GO): N-acetyl-beta-D-glucosaminide beta-(1,3)-galactosyltransferase activity
Source: RefSeq, a predicted model, not a curated record